Ceratitis capitata (Mediterranean fruit fly) is the source of this 4259-nucleotide messenger RNA. RefSeq names its product PAN2-PAN3 deadenylation complex catalytic subunit PAN2 (gene PAN2). Bases 129 to 3902 code for a protein of 1257 amino acids. Gene Ontology annotation, molecular function: nucleic acid binding; protein binding; poly(A)-specific ribonuclease activity. Lineage: Eukaryota; Metazoa; Arthropoda; Insecta; Diptera; Tephritidae. Gene Ontology annotation, biological process: nuclear-transcribed mRNA poly(A) tail shortening; mRNA processing. The record is from RefSeq and is a predicted model, not a curated record. The transcript has 19 exons. Gene Ontology annotation, cellular component: PAN complex; P-body.
UUUUUAUUUUUACAAAUUCAAAUUAAAUUAAGAACAUUUAUACAAAUCGGCGAAAAAAGCAAAAUAAUACAAUUUGUGCGUAUAUAAAACUAGAAGUCAACAGUAUUUUUGUGUGAUUUAGAAAUUUUAUGGAUUAUGUCUAUUGUGGCGCCGAACCGCCAGAGGACAUCUUAAAUGUCUACGAUGGCGGCGGCCAAAGCGCCACGGGUCACUUUUCACCAAAUUUUAAUGGUUUUAAUAUUAGCUCCGGGGACCCAGGCUACAUGGAACUCGUUCCCAUUUUAGCAGAUGGAGGCGAAAAUUUUGGUGUAUCAGCAUUAGCAUUUGAUGAUUAUGAGGAGCUGCUAUGGAUGGGAAAUCAAGGGGGCCACGUCACAUCAUAUUACAGUGGCACCAUGCAAAAGUACACCUCUUUCCAGGUACAUGCAAGUGAUAUUGUUCGUCAAAUCAUAACAACAGAUAGUGGCAUUUUGGUACUGACACAAACAUCAUUGAGGCAUCAAAUACGUCGUGGUAUACCAAAAUUUACGCACCGCUCGAAAAAUAUGACGGAAAUGGUGUGUAUGCAGCAGUUAACACCAAGUCGGCUUGUCAUGGCAGGUCUACAAGAUGUUAUGAUCGAGUUUGAUUUGAGCACUUUGAAAGAAACGAAAGUUGAUCCUGUCGGCUCAACAGGUUGUACGGUGCUACGCAAAAAUUCUCGCUAUCUCUUCGCUGGUGAUCCAUUCGGUAUUGUGACUUUGCGAGACUUAAAUACACUCCAUAUUGAGCACACAAUCAAAACUCAUACCGGAAGCUUAUCCGACUUUGAUGUACAGGGCAACUAUCUAAUCUCAUGUGGUUAUAGCGAGCGACAAGGCACUUUGUCUGCCGAUCGGUUCCUCAUGGUGUAUGAUCUACGUAUGUUGCGUUCUAUAUCGCCAAUACAAGUACUGAUUGAUCCACAACUUCUAAAAUUCUUACCGUCGCAAACUUCACGUUUGGCUGUAGUCUCGAGUUAUGGUCAGAUACAGUUAGUAGACACCGUUGAGUUAAGCGAACCACGAGUAUCAAUGUAUCAAGUCAACACAACUGGUAGCCAGUGUUUGAGCUUCGACAUAUGCUCCUCAUCUCAAGCGAUGGCUUUUGGUGCACAAUCAGGGCAUAUUAGUGUUAUCGCUUCCGUUAACACUCCACAACCACAAUUCAAUGCCUUUUCACGAAACACUGAGUUUGCUGAUCCUGUGCCACAAUUGCCUUUCACGCCCAUUACAGACACCACAUUUCCGCUCUCAUCUAUUCCCUUACCAUAUUUGGUGACGGGACCACGAUGGUUUUCCGAUUGGCCCCAACAAUUGUUACUUUAUCAAUAUCGACGUCCAAAACCAAUUGAAGCCGAUGUGCUCAAUAAUAUGAAAAUGCAAGGUCCAAUUGGUUAUUCUCCAAAUCCGCGUACUGCACGACGCAACCAAAUACCAUACAUAUUAGAUACAUCCAGUAGUUUGGCAACAAAUAGCAAUGGAAAUACAAGUAUGGUGAAAACGACAGAGAGUGGUGCGAAAAUCAUACCGCGACGCUAUCGCAAAGUUGAAUUAAAAUAUACAAAACUAGGUACACAAGAUUUCGAUUUCGAGCAACACAAUCAAACAUGUUUUGCAGGACUUGAGGCUACACUUCCAAAUUCAUAUUGUAAUUCCAUGCUUCAGAUUUUAUAUUUUAUUGAGCCGCUGCGUCAAAAGCUAAUCGACCAUUCUUGUAAAAAGGAAUUUUGUUUGUCCUGUGAACUCGGUUUUCUCUUCAAUAUGUUGGACAAAAGUUCAGCUGCAUCGCCAUGCCAAGCAAGUAACUUUCUUCGUUCAUUUCGUACAGUGCCUGAAGCUUCAGCAUUGGGUCUUAUACUGUCGGAUCGAUCGUCAAAUGUUAAUUUAAUUAGUCUUAUACAGAAUUGGAAUCGGUUCAUUUUACAUCAGAUGCAUUAUGAAAUGGUGGACUCAGAGAAAAAAAGCCGCCUGAAUAGCGCAACCAGCACGAGCAGCUCUGAAGAAAAUUCGGCUAGCAAUGACAAACCUUCCACAGGCGAUAUAUUUCAAACAAUCGAUAUGAAGGAUAAUGAUGAUCGAGAACGAAGUAAAAUAAACGAAGAGUCAGAAAUUAGUCGGUUAUUUGGUACUAAGCAGGAUUGCAUAAAUCGAUGUUUGAAAUGCAAUGAAGAGAAAUCAAAGCAAAGUAUAUUACUAGCAUGUAAUCUUACGUAUCCAUUUCAAGUGAAGGAGGCCGACCAAUUUAAUUUCGGUUCUAUUCUUAAAUGCUCACUUAGUAUGGAAAAACACAUUCAAGCUUUUUGUGAAAGUUGUAGAAAAUUCUUUCCAACCAAACAAAGUGUAAAGGUUACCUGUCUUCCACAAAUAUUGGCAAUCAAUUGCGGUUUAAAUAAUGAAAAAGACUUGCAAUUCCUUCGAAGGCAGUUGAAUCGUCAUUUAAUAACUCCUACCGAAAGUCCAGUAAUAUUAAACACAACCAAGCCAUGUCGGUAUGGUAACAAUUGCUCACGAGGUGAUUGCCAUUUUGUACACCCGGAUAGGAAAUCACCCACAGCCAAUAGCUCAAUGACUCAAACAAACAUGUCUCCAAAAAGUCAGAAUUCGUGGUUCCCUUUAAGCUUUUCGAUGUCGAUCAGCGAACAAGGUGAACUUAGUGUUCAGACCGAGCAUAGUAAUACGAAAGCUGAAGAGCAUAGUUUUACUGAGAACAAAGAAAAUCGAAGAAGCAAUAAUGAGGUAAACACUGCGGGGAGCGAAAGCAAUGAGACAGAGAAACCGCAAAGCACAAAUGCUGCUUCCAACGGUUCAUAUAGGGAGUAUGCACUGCACGCAGUGGUAUGUCAAAUCGACGACGGCUGUCAGAAAAAUUUGGUCUCGCUGAUUAAUGUAAGUAAAAACUAUCAUUCGAUAAAACUGGCAGCAAGUGGCAACAGUGCUGAUGAGCAACAACAGUGGUACAUUUUCAAUGAUUUCAGCAUUUCACCCGUUUCGAUUCAAGAGUCUGUUUGGUUUACACUUGAUUGGAAAGUGCCGUGUGUACUUUUUUACAGCAGCAUAAACACGGAAGUGUCAACAAAUGAAGCUGCUAAAAGUGAUAUUCCAACCAACAGUGCGGAAUCGGAUCUGCCUCAACAUAACCCAUUUCUACAAGAUAUAUCAAAUCCUGUACAGCUAGCGUCAGCGCCAGCGUCAAGCAGCAUGGGCGAAGUUAUAUAUAAGCCAUUGCAAAUGAAUGAAAUGCCACAGGCAGGUGAUUUGGUCGCUAUGGAUGCUGAAUUUGUCACAUUGAAUCCCGAAGAGAACGAAAUACGUCCGGAUGGCAAAACAGCAACCAUAAAACCAUGUCACAUGAGUGUGGCGCGUAUUUCAUGUAUACGCGGCCAAGGUCCCGAUGAGGGUGUACCUUUCAUGGACGAUUACAUAUCAACUCAAGAGAAAGUUGUCGAUUAUCUAACUCAAUUUUCGGGCAUAAAGCCGGGUGAUUUGGAUGCGAACUUUAGCAGUAAACGUCUGACGGCGCUUAAGAAUUCAUAUCAAAAGUUGAAAUUUUUAGUGGAUGUUGGUGUCAUAUUUGUUGGACAUGGAUUGAAGAAUGAUUUCAGAGUAAUAAAUAUUUAUGUGCCGUCAGAGCAAAUUAUCGACACCGUACAUCUCUUCCAUCUGCCACACCAUCGCAUGGUAUCACUAAGAUUUCUAGCUUGGCAUUUUUUGGGCAUUAAAAUCCAAUCUGAGACACAUGACUCCGUUGAAGAUGCGCGCACCACCCUGCAACUAUACAAGCAUUACCUGAAAUUAACGGCGGAGAAAAAAUUCACAAGCGCACUGAAAAAUCUCUACGAUCGUGGCAAACAGCUGCAAUGGAAAGUGCUUGAAACCGAAUGAAUACUGAAUACAAAUGCGUGUUAGCGCACGGAAGACUGGUGGCAAUUUUUUUUUUUUUUGGAUGGGAUGGAUGCGUGGAUUGGCUGAUUGUAAUUAUAAGAAUGAAAGCUUUUCAUAGAGGUGGUGUAUAAAGUGCCGUUUAGCUUGUGCGACAGAAUCUGACUCAUUCUUAUUGAAGAUGAAGUGCACAAGCAUAUUAUCUAUACACACACAAAUACACAACGCUAUGUUUGUAAGUUUGUAUACAAUUGCAAAACAUCAGAAAAUCACUGACUACUUAAGAAUACAGCGCAAAAAAGUACAAAACCGACACCGAACCGCGAGAAACAACAAAAGCAAAAAAAAAAAAAAACAAAA